Messenger RNA from Sesamum indicum (sesame), 1716 nucleotides. RefSeq lists its product as uncharacterized. The record is from RefSeq and is a predicted model, not a curated record. Lineage: Eukaryota; Viridiplantae; Streptophyta; Magnoliopsida; Lamiales; Pedaliaceae.
UCACGACAAAGACAAAGACUCCCACGUUAGUCGUUUUUCCUCACUACAAACCAAAAAUACUCGACGCCAAUAUAAACUCUUCUUCCUCUUCUUCGUCUCUCAACUACUCAUCGUUCAAUUCCUUCUCCAUACACACAGACACACCUAAAUUUGCAGCCGAUGAGGACGCUGUGCCCGAAUCUCGUGAGAGACGACGUGCUUGAGACGGUGCUGGAGGUGCCCGUCCCCGAAGAAAUAUUCGUCUCCGGCAAGCACAAGUCAUGGCGGAGCAUCAAGUCUUGGCUCACGAGGCCGCACAUCGAGAAGGGUUCCGUUUCGGCUGGGCGUGACGUCGAGAUUCAGUUCUUGCUCGGAGUGAUUGGAGCCCCUUUGAUCCCUCUUCCCGUCCGAUGUGAUCGGACCGUUAAUGAUCACAACAUCAAAGGCCAUCCCAUUGAGAGUUCAAUGGCCAAAUACAUCGUGCAACAGUACAUAGCAGCUUCCGGAGGAGAGCACGCUUUGAACUCUAUCGACAGCAUGUGCGCAAUGGGGAAGGUGAGAAUGGCAGCAUCAGAGUUCGUGGCUGGAGACAACUUGAGUCUCAGCAAUAACACUAAGUUGAGAACGAGAAAACACGGCCGGCCGGGGGAAUUAGGAGGAUUCGUGCUGUGGCAGAAGAGCCCUGAUAUGUGGAAUUUGGAGCUGAUGGUUUCAGGUUGUAAAAUGAGUGCCGGCAGUAAUGGUAAAGUGGCUUGGCGACAAACUCCAUGGCAGCAUUCUCAUGCAUCUCGGGGUCCGCCAAGGCCUCUUCGUCGAUCCUUGCAGGGGCUCGAUCCAAAGUCGACAGCCAACUUAUUUUGCAACUCCGUUUGCAUUGGCGAGAAGACAGUCAACGACGAAGACUGCUUCGUGCUAAAGCUCGAGGCCAAUCCCUCCACCCUGAGGGCAAGAAGCAGCAGCAACGUGGAGAUAAUAAGGCACACUAUCUGCGGCUGUUUCAGCCAAAGAACAGGCCUACUAAUCCAACUAGAAGACUCCCACUUGCUGAGAAUAAAGUCGCCUGGAGGAAACGUCUUGUGGGAGACGACGAUGGAGUCGUCUAUUCAAGACUACAGAACGAUAAACGGUGUUAACAUCGCUCAUGCAGGAACGACCACCGUCUCGUUGUUUAGGUUUGGGGAGAAUUCAAAAACGUUCGAUACAAGAUCAAGAAUGGAAGAGGAGUGGAGUGUUGAGGAAGUGGACUUCAACAUCAAAGGGCUCUCGAGAGAGUUUUUCUUGCCUCCGGCCGACUUGAGGAAGGAAGACGAAGAAUGCGGUGUGGUUGCUAAUGGUGGGGUUGUGAAGAGUGGGGGGCUGCGGCACAAGAUUUCCGGCAAUUCUUGCAGGAUUAGUUCUGCAAAAGUGGUAGCUAUUGAUGAAGAAAGCUUGGAACUCUUUGAGACAUAUGAAGAGUUGUAGAUUUAGAAUUGUGGGGUAAAUUACAACGGCGUCUUCCAAAAUUUGGCGUAAUUACAAAUAUCCUUUAUUUUUUGAAAAUUUUUUAGUCAAUUUGUACAUAGAGCAUCUGGCUUGUGUUGGUGAAGCCAAGGAUGGGAUUACAUAUAUAUUUAUAUAUAGUUACUUAGUGAGGCUACUUUUUAGUUGGCCAUUGUUGUGGAGGAUCAAAUAUCCCAAGGAUGUUUAUAUACAAUUGGGAUUGUCCGAUAUACACAUGUAUAAAUAAUAUAAUGAACU